AUGGCAUCGCAAAACCGAGAAGACGAGCAUAUUGACGGUCGCCGUACUCGUGAAGUUUACCGAUUCUUCCGUCCGGAGCGUCCGGCUUUGAGGAGCCUCAAGAAAUCUUUUUCUAGCGAAAUCUACUCGCCGCCCGUGAGCAACGCAGAUGGAACUCUCUCGGCCCCCGUGUCACCAGCAUUGCUGCCUCAACCCUCAUUACCGGCCAAUUUCGGCCCCGUCUCCUCGUUGCUCCCGGAGGGGUUGACCUUGGGCGAGCCAAACACGACGUUAACCUCUUUUGCGCACCUUGCUGCUCUGCGACUGAACGUAGAGCGUGUACUAAUUAGUGUUUCCAACCGCACCUCGCAAUUCAUCAUAGCACAGUCAACCCAGUUUUUCCGCAAACCCAGCGAUUUCGAUUCGUUGGGGGAUGGUGUCUGGGAUGGCUGUUUCACACUGUCCUCGAGAUCCUGGAGGAUGUGCAAGGACACAAUUGAACUUCCGCCAUCUGACCGAGAAGCUGGGGAGUACAAAUUCGUCGUGGUGAAUGAUCUAGGCGAAGAUGAACGAUACCGAGAACUCCCCUUCGUCAAGGGUGACCCAAAGUUUCGAUUCUAUGCGGGAACUCCCCUGACAACAGACACCAAGAUCAAUAUCGGCUCUUUCUUCGUUCUCGACAAGAAACCUCGCCCCAACGGUCUGGAUGACACGGAGAGAGAAGUUUUAGGCUCGUUAGGGAUGCUGAUCAUGGACUACCUUCGGGUAAGCCGGCAAGCGUCUGAAGGGCGCCGUGCCGCUAGAUUGUCCCGCGGGCUGAGCUGCUUUGUCGAAGGGAGCUCUAGCUUUGUCGAGUCGCCUCAGCAGUCAUACGCAGGAAGCGCUGUGCCCGGUACGCCGUCCUCUUCCAACCUGAGGGCUCAUCACCUGUCGGUCGGAUCGUUGAAUAGUUUUGAACUUCCGUCCCAGCGGUCGCAAAGCAAUGAUGCCCGCUCCUUCAGCUCCGCCUCCGAUUACAGAGCCGACCAGUGCGUUUCCUCCGCGCCGGAUACGCAGUUACCGGACUGGUGGGCGGGCAGUCGCCACAAGGUGCAGGAGGAGUCCCAUGGCAAUACCUGGGCCUUUCGGCGAGCGGCCAAUCUGCUGCGCGAAAGUCUAGAGCUCGAAGACGAUGGCGGCGUGAUGUUCUUGGAGGCCGUCAACAGUCCCGUCAUGAGUGAUAUCGACACCGGCAGCGACUGCUCGGGAUUCGGCGAAGCCAGCAACCCGGCCCCCGUCCUAGCAAUUUCGACGACCGAUGAGCCCUUUGCUCCGUGUCCAGGCUCAACGGUGCUGUAUCCAGCGACUAACCUCGAGGGCGGCUUCUUGCAACAACUGCUCCGGCGGUAUGCCAAGGGAAAGCUGUGGUCUUUCCACCGUGAUGGGCUGCUAACCAGUUCGGACGAUGAAAAGCCACCCCGGGCGCGCUCUUCUCGUGCGACGAAAUCCCCGGACUUCUCCCGGGGAAGUAGCAAAAAAUGGCGAGCCUUUGAAAACUCAAUGUUGAACCUCUACUUCCCCAAUGCCACCCAGGUGAUGUUUGUGCCUCUCUGGAAUGCUGCCAACUCGCAGUGGUUUGGCGGUUGCUUCUGCUGGAAUACGGUGGAAACGCGCGUUUUCAACCCGUCAGUCGAGCUCAGCUCGAUUCUCGGGUUCGGGUCCUCGAUCAUGGCGGAGUGCAAUCGAGUGGAAUCUCUCAUUUCCGAUCGCCAGAAGGGCGAUUUCAUCGGCAGUAUCUCGCACGAACUGCGAAGUCCUCUCCACGGCAUUCUUGCAGCCGCCGAAUUUCUCAGCGCUACGCAGCUGGACGAAUUCCAGGGAUCACUUUUGGAGACUAUCAAUGCAUGCGGCCGAACCCUGCUGGACACGAUGAACCAAGUCCUCGACUUUAGCAAGAUUGUCUCGUUGGAAAAGUCGUGGCGCCACAUGAGACGGGGUCGCGCGUCCUCGGACUCCAAGCCUCUGGAGAAAAUAUCCGCCCAUCUGGAUACAUACAUGGCGACCGAUAUUGCGCUACUCGCCGAGGAAGUGGUGGAAGGGGUGUGUCUAGGACAUUCGUACGGCCAGAGAUCCACCGCUACGUAUGGCCAAUCUGUGCUGCUCUCAAACGCCGCGACGUUGCCGGCCAAUCUUGCUCAGGACGCGACCCAGCCUCGCUCGGGUGUGGAGGUGAUCGUGGACGUCGCUCCGAACGACUGGACGUAUCUGUCUCAGCCGGGGGCCUUACGACGUAUCAUUAUGAACCUGUUUGGUAACGCCAUGAAGUACACGGAAGCCGGUCGCGUUUCGUUGCAUCUGGAGGUGGCCGAAAUGUUGGACGGUCGCUCGCGUCGACAGGAUGGGGAUGAUUUGGUGACUUUGACGGUGUCCGACACCGGCAAGGGAAUUUCCGAAGAGUUCUUGCGCGGACGCUUGUAUACGCCUUUUGCCCAAGAAGAUACCCUGGCAGUCGGGACAGGAUUGGGUCUGUCGAUUGUGCGAAGUUUGGUUCGGUCCUUGAGCGGCAGCAUCAACAUCCACAGUCGGCCCGGAGAAGGAACCACCGUGAAAGUUUCUAUACCAUUAGCCCGUAUUGAGGCGGGGGAUCCAUUCGAUACGACCUUGGAUACGCGGACUCCAUCCCCUCGUGAGAGGCAAGGAAUCUGUGAAAGUCUCGCCUUAGGCGACGCCCACGCCGGCCGUCGGGCAGCGAUUUUCGGUCUCAGCCCCGAGGCUGCCGCAGAACACCCUCUCUGGUCCACCGUCUCCCGCUAUCUGACCGACUGGUACGGCCUCGAGCUGGUCUCUUGGCCGUCUGACACGCCAACCGAUAUUGUCCUUAUCGACGAUGCGUCCUUGUCGGAAAAGACCUGUCAAACCCUCUACACCCUCCGCCACUUGGUCCCGGCACUUCUCAUUCUCUGCAAUCAGUCGAUCGAUCACAACCAGAUUCAAAGCCAAUAUGCGUCGCUCGCCCAGGUCGUGAAAAUCAUCCACCGCCCCUGCGGGCCACAGAAGCUCGCUCAAAGUAUCCGUCGGUGUCUUGAAUCGCAGUUAGGCUCUGCCACAACGACACCGGAACAAAUUGCUCUCCCAAAGCGGCCGCACCCUCGCACAUUUAUGCCCCCUCCCGAGCCCGAAAAGACCACAUCUGAGGCCAAGGCCUCGAAUUCUUCCUACAGCGUUACUGACCUGACUACGGACUCGGGUAGCUCGGUUGCAUCGUCUUCAAUGGGAGCGCAGUCGCCGGGCCAAGAGAUCGAGCAGCCGUUACCCACCAUCAUCUCACCGCUGUCUUUUUUCCAAGGAUCACCGCCCCAGCCUGAAUUAGUGUCCGAGUCACCUAAACUUGAGGAAAAACAGUCCACACCUGCAGUGACAGCCGCAGAACCACCCGAGCCUCGGAAGGCGCGAGUCCUCGUGGUCGACGACAAUUCCAUCAACUUGAACUUGAUGCUCACGUUCAUGAAGAAACGGAAUCUGGACACCUUGGAGGCGGCGGAGAAUGGAAAAUUAGCGGUGGAGGCGGUGGAACGGCUUUCCGAGGGAUAUGAUUUGAUUUUCAUGGACAUGUCUAUGCCUGUCAUGGAUGGGUUCGAAGCUACGCGAGCCAUCCGCUCUCUGGAGAAAGAGCGAGAUGGUGAGUCAGCUAUAAUCAUCGCUUUGACGGGACUUAGCAGUUCCCGCGAUGAAUCCGACGCGCUUGCCUCAGGGGUGGAUCUAUUCCUGACGAAACCGGUGUCGUUUAAGGAAGUGUCGAGGCUAUUAGAGGAGUGGGAGGGGAACAGGCUACGCGAACGAUGCACGUAG
Aspergillus affinis is the source of this 3807-nucleotide messenger RNA. Its product is annotated as putative sensor histidine kinase/response regulator. The coding region runs from base 1 to 3807 and encodes 1268 amino acids. The transcript has 5 exons. Gene Ontology annotation, molecular function: phosphorelay sensor kinase activity; histidine phosphotransfer kinase activity. The record is from RefSeq and is a predicted model, not a curated record. Gene Ontology annotation, biological process: phosphorelay signal transduction system; protein autophosphorylation. NCBI's taxonomy places the organism in Eukaryota, Fungi, Ascomycota, Eurotiomycetes, Eurotiales, Aspergillaceae.